This is a messenger RNA of Doryrhamphus excisus (bluestripe pipefish), 4621 nucleotides long. It is a transcript of the gene smad2, whose product is annotated as SMAD family member 2. Gene Ontology annotation, biological process: anatomical structure morphogenesis; activin receptor signaling pathway; cell differentiation. Gene Ontology annotation, cellular component: heteromeric SMAD protein complex. Gene Ontology annotation, molecular function: RNA polymerase II cis-regulatory region sequence-specific DNA binding; DNA-binding transcription factor activity, RNA polymerase II-specific; I-SMAD binding. The record is from RefSeq and is a predicted model, not a curated record. NCBI's taxonomy places the organism in Eukaryota, Metazoa, Chordata, Actinopteri, Syngnathiformes, Syngnathidae.
UGGCGAAGCAAUACAAGUUAGGUUGAGCUUUGAAUGAGGGGCCAUCAUCCCGGUGGUUCGGUGGUGGUAUAUACAGUUUUAAUAUUAAAAUGAAAAGGAUGGAUUUAUUGACGGGUACCUGAGUUACCACCAGGCCUUCUUUCACCUUCUCAGUCGGAUUCUUUGGACGUUCUUCCUCCCACUCAUUUGCACAUUCCAGUAUUUUUUUUAUAUUUUCUUCAAUGCUAAUGCCUUAAAUUUGACAAAACUUUAUAUAAAAAAAUACACAUGUUCUUUAUAUACACUUAUAUCUCCUGAAGGAUUUCAGACAUACAAGCUUCAACCCCCACCCCCUCCGUCUUUCCCUUUACAUCAGAUUAAGACGCUAACUCAAAACACACGUACACAACGUACAGCGAGCAUGUCCUCCAUACUACCCUUCACUCCCCCAGUUGUGAAGAGGCUCCUCGGGUGGAAGAAGACUCCGGCAGGGGGUGGAGGAGCCGGAGGUGGGAUAGGGGGAGUGGGGGAGCAGAACGGAGGCGGGCAGGAGGAGAAGUGGUGUGAAAAAGCCGUCAAGAGCCUGGUGAAGAAGCUGAAGAAGACGGGACAACUGGACGAGCUGGAGAAAGCAAUCAGCACGCAGAACAGCAACACAAAGUGUGUCACCAUACCAAGCAAUUGCUCAGAUCUAUGGGGUCUAGGCACAGGCCACAUGAUAGAACAGUGGGACUCUGCAGGCAUGUACGGAUACCCUGACCACAACAGGUCGCUGGAUGGCCGUCUCCAGGUGUCCCACCGUAAGGGCCUGCCGCAUGUCAUCUACUGUCGCCUGUGGCGAUGGCCUGACCUUCACAGCCACCAUGAGCUGCGAGCCAUCGACAACUGCCAGUACGCCUUCAACCUCAAGAAGGAUGAAGUGUGUGUCAACCCAUACCAUUACCAGAGGGUGGAGACACCGGUGCUGCCCCCAGUGUUGGUGCCACGCCACACAGAGAUUCUGACAGAGCUUCCACCUCUAGAUGACUUUACAAAUUCAAUCCCUGAAAACACCAAUUUCCCUGCCGGCAUAGAUCCUCCUAAUAACUACAUACCAGAGACUCCCCCGCCUGGCUACAUCAGUGAGGAUGGCGAGGCCAGUGACCAGCAGAUGAAUCAAAGUAUGGAAUCAGGUUCACCAGCGGAACUGUCACCUAACACCUUGUCACCUGUCAGUCACGGUCUGGACCUCCAGCCUGUUACCUACAGCGAACCAGCCUUUUGGUGCUCGAUAGCCUACUAUGAGCUCAACCAGCGAGUUGGAGAAACGUUCCAUGCUUCGCAGCCUUCUCUUACCGUGGAUGGCUUCACUGAUCCCUCCAACUCUGAACGCUUCUGCCUUGGGCUUCUCAGCAACGUCAACAGGAACGCAACUGUUGAGAUGACAAGGAGGCAUAUAGGUCGUGGAGUCAGGUUGUAUUACAUUGGAGGCGAGGUUUUUGCCGAGUGCCUCAGCGACAGUGCCAUCUUUGUCCAGAGUCCCAACUGCAACCAGCGAUACGGAUGGCAUCCCGCCACAGUCUGCAAGAUACCGCCAGGCUGUAACCUGAAGAUUUUUAACAACCAAGAGUUUGCUGCUCUGCUGGCCCAGUCCGUCAAUCAGGGGUUCGAGGCGGUCUACCAGCUGACCAGGAUGUGCACCAUCAGGAUGAGCUUCGUCAAAGGCUGGGGUGCCGAGUACAGACGCCAGACAGUCACCAGUACACCUUGCUGGAUUGAGCUGCAUCUCAACGGCCCCCUCCAGUGGUUGGACAAGGUGCUGACCCAAAUGGGUUCCCCUUCUGUGCGCUGCUCCAGUAUGUCCUAAAUGGUGUCGAGCAGUGGCGGAAGACACUUGACAUUACACAACAUUUGACCAGCAUCUUAAAGGAUUCCACCAUGCAGAACGGACGGGAGUAACAUCAUUCCAACAAGUAAACCUACACAAGGGACCUCAAGGAUGAGAGAAGGAGCAGCGCCGCAGUGGAAUGUAAACAUCACAGCAAGCCUGAUCACCUUUUUGCUUCUGCUGGAUCGACCUCAGGCUGACAUUCCAAUCACCACGGACCUACUAGUUGAAAUCAUCAUGCAUUUCCAGCCCGGAAUCCAUUCACGUUUUCAGGUAUAAAGGACCGGAGGUGCUGAACCAGACACACACACACACACACACACGUCAAAGAACUCUUUGGGGCUGUUUGGGGGACUGAAGUCUAUCUCUUUGCUCACCAAGUACACCUUGCCUCCUCACUGCCUCGCUACCACACCUCAAGCUGGAUCCAGUGUCAAGAGUUUUUCGUUUACACAAGGUUGACUUGUAGUCCAACUGUCACUCUCUGGGUUCACGUUCAACCAAAGUUUUUUAUAGUGUUUCUUGGUUUCAGUGACCAAAGUAUUGUUCUGUUUAUUCUCUCUUCUCUGUCCACUGUUGCCGUGAAUGAAUAACGCACCACAACCUGUCUUCGUAUACACUUGCAACAUCUUGGUAUUGACUCUGCUGCAGUUUCCGUGGGUUGGGACUGUCUCUUGCUUCCUUAAGAGUCCAUUACAUUAUCUUCUGUAUAUCAAGGACUUGACUACGUGCAGGAUGAGGACUGUAGCGUCCCACUGUCGCCCCCUGCUGUCAGUAUGCUUCCCCCGAUUAUGCCUGAACUGAUGCAUGGCUCCCCCCUCGCUCAAUUCAUCAAUAAUAUAUUGAUAAGACUCCUACAAUGUGGGAUUAAAAAAAAUGGCCUCUAUAUUAUAAUUGCACUGCCCCAAAUUAUGCAUCCUUAUUGCUUUCAAGAAAGUUGCCUUUGAUGUAAAGAAACAGCAAGAAAUGCUUUGAAAUUGUACAUAUAUGAAUGUGGGAAAGCCCCCAUAGACGUGUAUUUUUGGAAUAUUCACUAUCGAUUUUCGAUCUCAUCGUGUUAUGAUAUGAAUUGGCUUAUUAUGGGGCAUCUCUUGAAAUUUCGAGUGUUCAAAGCAAUUGAGAGUCCACAGUUUUCCAAUUCAAAUGUAUUUAAGCUUUAAGUAUUAAACCAAGCAAUUAUACUGCACAGUUAUUUGAGGUUUUCAGCUUUGUUUUUGCAUAUUGAUGAUUUUUUUUAAACAAAACUAUAUAUAAAUGUAUAUCAAAAUGACAAAUUAUUCACUGCUUCCUCCUUCGCCCCUUGAGAUGAUUAUAGCGUGAAAAGUAUGUAACAUAGGAUGUAAAAUUGUCAAAACGGCCAGGUAUUCACAUAAUCAGUGAAAUAAUCCUUGUCCAGAAAUGAGGUGUGGAAUGGCUUUAUUAUGAAAUGAAAUUAAUUGAGACUAUAUAAGAUAUGAUACCCCUUGAUAAAAGGCAGUGACUCGGAUCAUUACGAAUUGCAAAAAUGAUUAUGUUGUCCCAAAGACUAAAUGCAUUGUUUGUACACUGACCACAACAUUAUGACUACCGAUUUCUAGUUCUCACCUGUCCCCAGUGAUCUAAUAUUUAAGAUUUUAAGGUUUUAUUUUCAGCUUGGGCAAUGCAGAAUGACGUCAUCACCGCAGUUGGUAUUCUUUGCCUUCUACAACAUUGGAAGCACGCAACAUUUAAAUGUGGAGCUCUGCAGCUGUAUGUACGAGUGUGUUUACAUGCAUGGAUAUACCCCCCCCCCCAACUUAUUUAUGUCCCCCGACUUGGAGUACAUAAUAGGCUAGCUGGCGGGACCUGUAAAUAUGGCAGAUGUCUCACUACGUCACAUUCCAGAUUUUACACCAAAUCAGAUGGUGACACAUUCCUUGUGCAUGUAAACACAUUUGUCGUGACAGCUCGUCAAACAGGGUGAUGCACAUCCACAUUCGGACCAAGCUGAAUGACUUUUAUUCCUUUAUGGAUCCUGAUCCUGCAGGGUGGCCUUUUCCCAUUGUUUUUUCUGAUCCUGCGGAAUCAUGCUCACUUGUACAUAAACUAAACUAGCCCAUGGCAGUUGUGUUUAUCUCUCUGUAUCUACAUGUCUUUUUAUUUUGUUUUUACUUAGUAGGGAAUACUUUUGACUGGACUAUUUUCAAUGCCAAGGUCAGUACAUGGUAAAAAAAAAAAACAAAAACAAAAGGAUGUAGUUUCCUUAAGGUUGUUGUAUCAGUGACACAUACAGUGUUUGUUCUAUGCAUUGACAUCAGAUUGUUGAGUGUAUUUUCAGUACAUACAGUAGGUGUUUCCCUUAGAAGAUUACAGUUGUGUGCAUAUUGCCAGGUUCCAGGAAGCCUUUGUGUACUUUUUUUUCUUCUUUAAACGAGUGCCACCUUGUUCUCUAGUUGGCUUUUUCACUUUCUGAGAAGUUUGCAAAGAGCGAAUGCACCUCGACACAUUCUUGACAAAUCACCUGUUGUGUUUUUUGUUUCUUCUGUGAAGGACAAGUGUGGAUUCCCGAAAAAAAAAAUCCAAACCUACUUCAGGGGAAAGUUGCUUCACGUCACUUGUAGUGUUUUUGUAUAGUUAUUCUUUUACCUUUCUUUGUAUGCCUUUUUUUUUUUUCUUGCUUCCCACAACGCAUAUCCCAUCGGGACAAUAAGCUGGUAAGGAUUUCUGUCUUCAAGCGCUGAUCUUCAUAUGUGUUCUAAUUGCGAACGAGCAACUUCUGACUGUACACUAAUAAAGCUGUUAUGAUUCAAUCCAGAA